AUGAAAGAGCCAAAAUAUUUGUUGAGCCGAGGAGAUGAGAUAAAAAAGCAAUUGGAUUUGACUGAUGAUCCAUCGAAACCCCAAAAAGAGCAGGACGCCGGAGUGUUAAUUCUGCUUCACGACGACGGAGAAUCGGAAAUCAAAGUGUUGUUGUGUGUGCGAAGUCUUCAGAUGAGAAGACAUCCUGGAGAGGUCUGUUUUCCGGGUGGAAUGAUGGAUGAUGAAGAUGGAAAUGAUGUCCGUCGGACGGCGAUUCGAGAAGCUUACGAGGAAGUUGGAAUCAAGGAAACGGAAGAUUAUGUGGUUCUUGGAAAUCUUCCAGCGUUUCGAGCUCGAUUUGGAAUACUUAUUCAUCCUACGGUGGCCUUGUUGAGAAGACGUCCAACCUUCUCCCUAAGCCAAAACGAGGUGGAUUCAAUAUUUUGGAUUCCAUUAUCCGAAUUUUUAGAUUCCACUUUUCAUUCGACGUUCGCAGUGGAGAAGUAUUAUAUGGUUCAUAUGUUUCAGUUUGAGGAGUACCCUCUCACCUAUGGAAUCACUGCUUUGAUGUGUAUUAUUGUGGCAAUUGGAAUUUUGGAAAAAGUGCCAAAUUUCAGUUUGAUGUCAAAUUUAACACUGGAAAUCAUGAAGGAACAACAAUUGAGCAGUUUGAAAAUCAUUCGACAUGUCUAUCAGUUUUCUGGCAACAAAUCGGCAUCGCACACGCCGUCGAUGCUUGUGAACGCCAAGAAAUAUCUCUCCGAUCGACCACAGCUUUUAGAUUGUCCACGUUGCAAGAAUCACGGCGAAACGGAGCUUCGUUUCGUCAACGGCUUCUUCACCUACCUGUCGUUCUUCGUCAUCCUCAUCUUCGGAGUCACCAUCCUCCCACUCUUCUUCCUCUGGGUCCCAUUCUGUGUUGAAACAUUCAAAGACGCCGAACACUACUGUCCAUCGUGCCGCGCCUGGAUCGGAACCUACAGACGUUUGGGAAAAUCCACUUAA
Molecule: messenger RNA, 984 nt
Organism: Caenorhabditis briggsae
Lineage: Eukaryota; Metazoa; Nematoda; Chromadorea; Rhabditida; Rhabditidae
Gene: Cbr-ndx-8
Product: Protein CBR-NDX-8
Exons: 9
Coding region: 1-984 (327 amino acids)
Biological process (GO): coenzyme A catabolic process
Molecular function (GO): acetyl-CoA hydrolase activity; coenzyme A diphosphatase activity
Source: RefSeq, a predicted model, not a curated record